Molecule: messenger RNA, 1847 nt
Organism: Choloepus didactylus (southern two-toed sloth)
Lineage: Eukaryota; Metazoa; Chordata; Mammalia; Pilosa; Megalonychidae
Gene: KAZALD1
Product: Kazal type serine peptidase inhibitor domain 1
Exons: 5
Coding region: 210-1118 (302 amino acids)
Biological process (GO): regulation of cell growth; regulation of signal transduction
Cellular component (GO): extracellular region
Molecular function (GO): insulin-like growth factor binding
Source: RefSeq, a predicted model, not a curated record
UCUGAGUCCAAGUCUGAGGGCUCUCAGAGAUCCUCAGGCUGGAGCAGAGGUGGCCUGCAGAGCAAGCCAACUGUGCGCCUCUUGUUUUCUUCCAUCGCCUGCUUUUUCCGGACUGGAGUCACUGGGCUGCUCUGAAGGGCCUAGACCGGACACUAGGGUGCCGCGAGCGCGCUGAUGCCCCCAAGUGCUCGCAGGGCUUCCACCUAACCAUGCCGCAGCCACCCGCAGCUGCCUCGGCGCUACCCCUGCUACUGCUGCUGGUGCUGGUGCCGACACCGCCCCCAGCCAGCGCACGGCCGGCGGGGGGCCCCGAUUACCUGCGGCGCGGCUGGCUGCGGCUGCUGGCCGAGGGCGAGGGCUGCGCUCCCUGCCGGCCGGAUGAGUGCGCCACGCCACGGGGCUGCCUGGCGGGCCGGGUGCGCGACGCGUGCGGCUGCUGCUGGGAAUGCGCCAACCUCGAGGGCCAGCUCUGCGACCUGGACCCCAGCGCUCACUUCUACGGGCGCUGCGGCGAGCAGCUUGAGUGCCGGCUGGACGCCGGCGGCGACCUGAGCCGCGGCGAGGUGCCGGAGCCGCUGUGUGCCUGCAGCUCGCAGCGUCCGCUCUGCGGCUCCGACGGCCGCACCUACGCGCAGAUCUGUCGCCUGCAGGAGGCGGCCCGCGCUCGGCCCGACGCCAACCUCACAGUGGCGCACUCGGGGCCCUGCGAAUCCGAGCCCCAGAUCGUGUCGCACCCAUACGAUGCUUGGAAUGUGACUGGGCAGGACGUGAUCUUUGGCUGUGAGGUGUUUGCUUACCCCAUGGCCUCCAUCGAGUGGAGGAAGGAUGGCCUGGACAUCCAGCUGCCAGGGGAUGACCCCCACAUCUCUGUGCAGUUUAGGGGGGGACCCCAGAGGUUCGAGGUGACGGGCUGGCUACAGAUCCAGGAUGUGCGUCCCAGCGAUGAGGGCACCUACCGCUGCCUUGCCCGCAAUGCCCUGGGCCAGGUCGAGGCCCCAGCUAGCCUGAUGGUGCUCACACCGGACCAGCUGAACUCCACAGGCAUCCCCCGGCUUCUGUCCCUGAACCUGCUUCCUGAGGAGGAGGCUGAGAGUGAAGAGGGUGAAGAUUACUACUAGGUCCAGAGCCCUGGGCCGGGGGCUGGAUGAGUGGGCAGAGUGUUCAUCCUUGCUCUUGAAAAGACCUGGGAAGUGGAGGGGGAGCAGUGCCCCUUCCCUGAUUGUUUAAUGCCCUUGGCAGGGGGCAGCAUGGUGUAGGGGGAGACAGAAGUUAGGGGAAGGGAAGGAGAGAGGUGGAGACCAGGAGAGGUAGGAUGCAGAGGGGCUCAUGCAGGAGACAUUCUGGCCAGGACAGCUGUCUGUCGGUCAUCAGGCUGGGGUGGUGGGCAAGAGGGGUCAGAGCAGACAGAAAGUGGUACACACCCCAGGAUCCUCCACUUCUGGGCAGCCCUCCUUCCAGCCCAGCCCAGCCAGUCUCUCCUAACUUCCCCCACCCCCACCCCCACCCCCACCCCAGACCCUUUUUCCAGUUAUUUUCCUGGUCCCUAAACUUUGCCUGGCUUCAGUUUACCCUUCCUCAAAACUCACCUUCCACAAGUCUUCCCUCUCUUAAAUUCCAGUUGCCCUUAUUAACUGCAGUCCUCUCGGCUGUUUGUCGUCUGCUGGGCAGGUGAGGACAGUAGAGCAUGGUUCAGUUCAGUGCAGUUUGAUCGGCAAGCCUGAUUUUUCCCAUUAGUCUGGAAAUACCCGGAGGCCAGCACCAUGUCCUCUACCACUCUGUAUCUGGACGAUGCCUAGCACAGGACUAGGUCCAUAAUAGGCACCCAAUAAAGAUUGUGAACAAACCGA